This is a messenger RNA of Strongylocentrotus purpuratus (purple sea urchin), 2508 nucleotides long. It is a transcript of the gene trmt11, whose product is annotated as tRNA (guanine(10)-N2)-methyltransferase homolog. The record is from RefSeq and is a predicted model, not a curated record. Gene Ontology annotation, cellular component: cytoplasm. NCBI's taxonomy places the organism in Eukaryota, Metazoa, Echinodermata, Echinoidea, Camarodonta, Strongylocentrotidae. The transcript is spliced from 11 exons. Gene Ontology annotation, biological process: methylation. Bases 12 to 1502 code for a protein of 496 amino acids. Gene Ontology annotation, molecular function: nucleic acid binding.
GAGGGAGAGGAAUGAAAGUACUUCAAAAUAUGGCCGCCAUGAGGCAUUUUUUGAUCGUGUUCGCUCAAGAACACAUAGAUUUCAGAAUCAGCGAAAUAAAGUCCCUUGUAUCUCAUCUUGGAAUCCAGGCUGAUCUGACUAGUCACAAAUAUGAAGAAAAGAGCCCUUUCUUGGAGAUCGAUCUCCCCUCGGAGGACUGCAUGCAGAAGCUGAUGAACCGCAGCGUCCUGUCCAGGUCUGCGAUCGAGGUGUGGGCCCACGGCUCUACAUACAGCGAGGUCUGCGCCGGGUUAGAUGCCGUCCCUCGGGAUGAGAUGGAGAAAUACUGCAAGGAGGACGUGUCCUUCUGUUUCAAGGUCCACACCUUUGGAAAGCAGCUCAGCAGUGCAGCUAAACUCGAUACAAUGAAGAGGUUGCAGGAUCAUCUACCCUUGAAAGGACCAGUGAAGAUGAGAGAUCCAGAUCAAGUCUUCUAUAUCUUUGAAGACUAUGGUGUUCAGCCAAACCAGGCCCCUGAUAAACCACAUCGCAUCUUUGUCGGCAGAUGGAUAUCUGAUGGUCAGAAGCGUUUAGCCCACCGCUACUCUGUGAAGACCCGUCAUUUCAUUGGGAACACCUCCAUGGAUGCACUCCUGUCGUUAGUAAUGACCAACCAGGCUGGUGUCCAAGAAGGGGAUCUUGUAUUGGACCCGUUUGUUGGAACAGGUAGUCUGCUGGUGGCAGCGGCUCAUUUUGGAGGUUAUGUAGCUGGCUGUGAUAUCAAUUAUAACAUCAUCCACGGCAGAGGGAAGUCAAGCAGGGCACAACCAAAGACAGAGACAAAGACAAAAUACAGAGGUAGAGAUGAGAACAUAAGUGCCAACUUGGAGCAGUAUGGCCUGGGCCACCGCUAUUUAGAUGUACUCAUAUCAGACUUCUCACAGGAUAUAUGGAGGGAACAGCCUUUGUUUGAUGCUAUCAUCACUGAUCCACCCUAUGGUAUCCGUGAGAAGACCAGGAAAGUUGGGACAGAGAAGGAGCAUGGUGCACGUGAUGAUCAGGGCUCCUACCAUGUGCCCGUAACCCAGAGCUACUUUCUCUCCGACAUAUUCACCGACCUUCUCAACUUCUCAGCUCACCAUCUCAGGCUGCAUGGAAGGCUUGUUUAUUUUUUGCCAAUUUACAGACCAGAAUACUCAGAAGAUCAGAUUCCCCACCAUCCCUGUCUAAAGAUUGUUGCAAACGAUGAACAGAUUCUCAACAGUAGCAUGAGUAGAAGACUCAUCACCAUGGAGAAAACUCAUCAUGUCAGCGAUGCCUCCACUUCCAUGGCAACGAUAUCUGACAACAAAUACGGAGAACACAAUGCAAUACGGGACAAGUUUCUGGUUCAAAACAUACACAAGAGACUGAAGAGCGAUGACAGUGUUAGCCCAGAGAGGGCGGCAGACACAGUAAGUCCAGAGAGGGCGGCAAACACAGAAACCAAAGAAGAGGUUGCAUGUGGAUCAUCACUGAGAUGACACCAUGGCGAUUGUCAUAUCUAGAACAGAGGAUGAUUUGUUAACCACAGGCAAGGAGAUGGAUACUAGAGUACUGUCACUCUGAAGACCCUGGCCAAUACUAUGACAACGACCAAGGAGCUCAUUUGCAGACCCAUUGUGUAUGCAGACAGAGUUGUUCCUGUAUAAAGCAUAUGGGAAUGAUAGACUUUGAUAGUCCACAGAUUAAACCUGUAUGAAGAAAUUCUGCUUGAGCAAACCAUCAGGGAUCCGCUUCACAAAGACUUUUCUCAAUGACAAAUGACAAAAAUCAGUGACAAUUCUGCUGAUAACCAAUCAGAAGCAAGGAUUUCACUAGCUUAUAACAGAAACUGUCAUUUGUCACUGAUAACAAAAUUUGUGAAACGGGGGCCAGGAUUUUGGACAACCACAAUAUCUGGAGAAUAGGCCCAAACUAAUUUUACUAACACUGACAGUCGGUGACGUCCUUGAAAUUUUACAGACCUGAAGUAGGCUGUUUGUCCUUACAACAGAAAUAAGAAAUAUUGACAUUCCACUAGAGGUUGCCCUGCCCAGACAGGGGCUGCCGUCCCAUCAUCUUCAUGUACAUACAUUUUAAUUGCCCAUAAAUUAUUAAAGUAUUGAGAUAAAAAACCUCCGUAAGAUCAUGAUUGCAAAGAGCAAGUGGUGUUUGAUGAGUACACUAAAGAAUGCAGGAGAAAAGAAUGGAAAUGUUGAACCUUUUCUUUCUCAUUGUGAUAAUGUAUUGCUACAGAUCAAGAACUUGGUGCUUCGGUUUUUAUGGUAACUUCUUUUAUUCACGCAGCUGAUUUUGAUGACUUAAAAAAUUAAAAUAAAAAGGUUUAUCCCCAAUAACUCUUUUUAAAGGUAAUGUAGGGAAUACAUUUUGAAAUAAACUGUCAAGAAUUCCCUCUAAACUGCUGCUCAGUUGGUUUAAAUGUAAAAUGGAAUUCCAUGUGUAUCACCAAAAUGUUCGAAUCAUCAAAUAAAGAUUUAGAAGAAGACC